AUGUUUACUCCUAGUGUUCCUCCGUCAAGCUACCAGCUGCAGCAACGACCUAGUCCAGCCGGUAUGCCAUCAGGAUUUGAGAAUAUCCUUCACCAUUCUCCCGCUCCUACACCUCCGCCCCGACGGGCGUCGACUGCUUCAAGAUACCAUCUCUUUAUCAGACAACAGCCCAUAGCUGCGCGCGCCUGUGGAGCUGGUGAUAGGGACCGGCGACCUGUGGAUCCACCUCCUAUAGUUCAGAUGCUUUUAACGGACUUCGAUCCCAGCUCCGAGGAUGACAAAAACAUUCUUCAGGACAUCAGAUUUACCGUUGGCUGUCUGCUUUGUCCCGUGUCGGAAUCAUCGUGGUCGUCCUCUUUAGAUACGGAUAGAGAGGGGGCGAAUCGGAACGAAGGGGAUGCAUCAGGUCAAUUGACCCCUUUGCUGUCGGGAAAGGCAUUCGUGUCGCCAUUCCACGUCGAGGAAGAACCAGACCCGGAUACUGCUCCGCCACAUCCAUCUAGUGACGAAUACAUGACCGAUACGCGACCCAUUAGAGGAUCACAGUUCAGGAGUCCAUCGUCCGCAAAACCCCCAGCAUCCUUCUUCAUUUUUUCAGACUUGUCUGUCCGCACAGCUGGACUGUACAGACUUCAGUUUCGUCUUAUGAAUUGGGGCACAGUCGCGGAUACGGGCCAGUCCGUGCCUAUCCUUGCUGAGGCCUGGUCCGAGCCAUUCCGCGUUUACCCAGCCAAAGACUUCCCUGGGAUGCGGGACUCCUCGCUUCUAACCGAAAGGCUGAAGGAGCUUGGAUUCGUCGAGCUAAAGACACGAGGAAAAAACAAGGGAAAGGGACGCAGGGUGACGAAGGGCCAGCAGCAGGACUAA
This is a messenger RNA of Aspergillus ochraceoroseus IBT 24754, 867 nucleotides long. Its product is annotated as velvet factor family protein. The record is from RefSeq and is a predicted model, not a curated record. NCBI's taxonomy places the organism in Eukaryota, Fungi, Ascomycota, Eurotiomycetes, Eurotiales, Aspergillaceae. The transcript has a single exon. Bases 1 to 867 code for a protein of 288 amino acids.